Enterobius vermicularis (human pinworm) is the source of this 2172-nucleotide messenger RNA. The record is from the annotation of a GenBank genome assembly. Lineage: Eukaryota; Metazoa; Nematoda; Chromadorea; Rhabditida; Oxyuridae.
AUAUAGAAAAAGCUGUAAGUCAAUGAUCUCAGAGAUCGAUUCACAACAUGUUUUUAAAUUAAUCAAGUAAGAUUUUGCUAUUUUUAGUGCUACCUGUCAAUUGGCAGCCAAUCAAGUCAGUAUCUACAUUUGUUGUUAUGGUGCAUCAGGACCAACGGUACAGUGUCCGGCUGGUUCUACACUUCAGUCAGGUCCACUUGGAUAUGUAGUAUGCGAUAUUAACAGUAGCGUUCAACAGUGUCAAACAGGAUAUACGUGUAUGCGUGCAGCGAACAAUAACUCAAUCGCUGUUUGUUGUUCUGGACAAACUGCACAACCGGUUUGCCCUGGACAACAGAAUCUUCUUGUGGAAAAUGGUGUACCACGUUACUGUACUCCAAAUGCUCCAGUAUCCUGUCCAAAUGGUUACGUUUGUACAGCAGCAGUUAAUAUGGCUGGAACAUAUGUCUGCUGUGGUGCUGUGGCAACAAGUGCUUGUCCAGCCAACUUUAUACCAGCUCUGGGCAAUACAGGCAAUGAAAUCAAUUGCGCUCCAAACGAUCCAAAUUCUUGCCCAGCAGGUUCUGUAUGCUUAGAAUCACAAUUUUCUAUAGGCACUGGAACUUAUUUGUGCUGUAGAAGUUCACAAGCUCUUCGAGUAUGUCCAAAUAACCAGAAUGCUUUUGUAACACCCAAUGGACAAGUUGAACAAUGUACUGGUCCUGGUGCAUCUUGUAGUCAGAACGGUUAUACAUGUCAAUAUUCAACUAGUCUUGCAAGCUGGGUUUGUUGCGGCCAAGGACAGGGAAUGGCAUUAUGUGCAGACGGAAGGGAAACAUACUUUCAGGUGGAAGGUCAAACGUAUUCGUGUGUUCCAUCCACUACCCCAACUGGUUGUCCGGCAAGUUACGACUGUGCUGCAUCAACUUCGACGGGGACUUUUGUUUGCUGCAGACAAGCAACCACCGCAACAGUUCCUACAGUUGCUUCUGGUCUAAGUUGUCCACUUGGUUGGAAUCCAUACAGAAAUGAAUUAGACGGCAGUAAUCGUUUCUGCCAAAAUGCUAUAGAUAUGAAUUGUCCAACUGGAUUUUCUUGUACUCAGUCAACGCAACAAGGGCUUUACUUGUGCUGUCGUUUGGCCACGAGUCUCAGGUGUGCUUCUGGUCAAACGACACUUCUAAUAAAUAAUCAGCCUCGUUUAUGUCAAAAUUUGAAGAUAAAUGCUUGUCCUGCUGGUUAUUCAUGUAGGGUUUCAAAUAUGAUAAAUGUUUAUAUAUGUUGCGCCAAUUUCCGUCUCUCUGAACAGUCAAAUCCAAGCUUGAUUGACGACCUUAGAUGUCUUAGAGACGGUUCUUUGCCAGCAGUGACUGGCCAAAGUAUUCGAUAUUGCAGACUCGGUAGUUCAGCUGGAAGUUCAUGCCCACCAGAGCACAGCUGUUCGCUGUCAACACAAGAAGAUAUUUAUGUAUGUUGUAAGAAUGAAAAUGUUGCCAAAUGGUCACCGACUUUGAUACGAAUGGGAGUGUGUGGUGAUCUGAGUGUUCCUUUUGAGUUCGAAGGGCAGUUAAUAGAUUGUUCAGAAGAUAAUAAUAUUUGUCCGUUGGGAUACUCUUGUCAGCCUUCAUUGUCUGAUUCAAAAAUGUAUUGCUGUAAGGAUAUUAAAUGUAGAUCAGGCGUUGCCCUUCGAGGCUCACUACAGUGUACUUCAAAUGCGGAAUGUAAGGAUGGAUAUAUUUGUCAGGAAAGUGAGGAAUAUAAAGGUGUAAGAAUAUGUUGUCCCGAUCUUAUUUCGCCGUCUGCUCGGUGUUUGGGCCGUGAAACUUUGUUAGCUUCCGGCUCACCAGUUAGUUGUCAAGCACUGAGCGUCUGCCCACAGGGUUAUAUUUGCUCAAACCACACAACCACCUUCGAAUCUGUUUGCUGUAGAUCUUAUUCUAAAAUAACCCUUGUAUGCCCAGAAAACAGAGAACCUUAUAGAGGAGUAGCAGAUGACGCAUUAUUCUACUGCGAUCGCACCGGUUUUUCUUGUCCAAAUAAUUACGUUUGCAAACAAGCAAUAAAUUCUGCUAGGUACGUGUGCUGUUCGCCAGUACCUUCAUGCGUUGCAGGCGGUAUCCCGCAAACUGGUGGGGAACAAGGUAUACCGCGAAGGUCUCUGUUUAUAAUGUUCUUAAUUUCUUCCACUUAAAU